Messenger RNA from Dissoconium aciculare CBS 342.82, 1698 nucleotides. RefSeq lists its product as uncharacterized. The transcript has 2 exons. The record is from RefSeq and is a predicted model, not a curated record. The coding region runs from base 298 to 1236 and encodes 312 amino acids. NCBI's taxonomy places the organism in Eukaryota, Fungi, Ascomycota, Dothideomycetes, Mycosphaerellales, Dissoconiaceae.
CCAGUUUAGUGCCGACCGGGUCAUUAGCCACAACCUCGCACUUGUUACUAGCAGAGUGAAACAAUUGACCAAGAUGGGUGUCCGCUUUGUGUGUAUAUAUGUAGGUAGAUGCCCCUCAGUGAAUUCUGUCUUCCUGCGAUCGGAGUAUUACAAGGUCGUGUUCUCAGGCUGUAUCAUGGGAUGCAGGCAGGCCCUCGCCCACCGGCAGUGAUGGCUCCAGGCCUGCAGCAUCAACAGGAGAUUUCACAUUCAUUGCCCUCGUGAGAAUUGUCGAAGCCUCCGACGUGGCGGGGCAAUAUGGCCAACAUGGAGAACGCAGCCGACGACAUUGAGCACCUGGCCCACGAGGGCGUUGAGCUCCUGCUUCGUUCUAAGCUUCAAGUUUUCAGAAGAGGCUCUGCUGAUUCUACCAUUACCGGAAGUCCGCUCUUGCUCAUUAGCGUGACUAGUGCCAUAGGUGGAUCAAUAGUCCUCCUUCUACUCAUUUUCGCAAUUCGGAGAAGAAAUGCAGCUGCCGCUGCCGCUCGUAAGACGCAACUGGACGAUCCACUACCGGCAAAGUCCAAAAAAACGCGGCAGGAAGGCAUCACAGCACUGCCUAUGUAUCGCCAAGACUGCUUAGCGAGUACCAUUAGUCCUUCAGCUGUGCCGGAUAUUCGAUCUCCUGCCAUUGAGCACUUCGAGGCUGGACACGCGCGGAAUAGAAUCAGCGAGAAAGAGACCAUUGCGACGCAAGUUAGGACAGUCGAGGAGUCCCCUUCGGAAGAGAAGGCGGGUAUGUCAUCGCAAUUAGGCCACCUUGAGCCAGUGCUCAAACCGCAUCACGAGGGCGAUGACUUUAUCCCGCCGAAGGCGCUUCAAAAACCAAAGAAUAAGAUCAAGAAUAUGGUUGCGAAAGGAAUCGCCUCAGCUAGGAUUCAGCGUGACCUAGAGAGUCAAUGUGGCCAUGGGACGCGGCCCGGGCUCGAGGACGACCGAUGGAGUUGGACCAAUUCUCAAGCACCCACCACUCCACGUGUCAGGGCCUUCAGCAAGCGGUUUUCAAAAUCGACAAUGGACAGUCUACCACCGCUGCCUGUUGCACAAGCAUCAAUGCUCAUACAAAACGCUUCUCAGAAAGCGCACAUCGCGGCUGCUAGCCAACAGACCCAUAACUCAUUGGCUCAGCAAUCAGGCGAGCAGAGCUCAGGCACGAUGUCGCCAUCCAACAGGCAGAACAGCGGCAGUGAUGAAUAGCCAGAUGCGAUGACGAACACGUUUGCUGUAUUCCCCCUAACGGACGAUUGAUUGCGACAUUGUAUGAUAAAAUGUGGAAAAAAAGUGAAUUGAUGUACUGUAAAGGUUCCAUGUUUCCCUUUUGCAGGCUCCGUCAAGACGCGUAUGUAUUAUGGUGGGCACAAUGACAUCAGUGCUCGUGCUUCUCAUGAGAAUGCGCCGCACGUUACUGGACCGGAACUCCUGGCCCUGCUCAAGAGGAGGUCGUUCUGCCAGAUGUAUCGCAGUCAUUUCCUGCGCAAGCACAGUCGUAUAGUAAAUGCAGACGUUGCGCGGCAGGGCGACUGCCAUCAUAUUUUGUACUUCUAGAUCAUAAUGAGUCAUUGGUGGUGCUGGUUCACGUCUGUUCCGCAUGUGGCACGCGAUCUUUUUGAAAUCUCGGCCCCACGUAAACGGGAGGACAUCGAGAUACCCAGGAUUUCU